Molecule: messenger RNA, 728 nt
Organism: Melopsittacus undulatus (budgerigar)
Lineage: Eukaryota; Metazoa; Chordata; Aves; Psittaciformes; Psittaculidae
Gene: SCN1B
Product: sodium voltage-gated channel beta subunit 1
Exons: 5
Coding region: 60-710 (216 amino acids)
Biological process (GO): sodium ion transport; regulation of sodium ion transmembrane transporter activity; regulation of heart rate by cardiac conduction
Cellular component (GO): voltage-gated sodium channel complex
Molecular function (GO): transmembrane transporter binding; sodium channel inhibitor activity
Source: RefSeq, a predicted model, not a curated record
CCCAAUGGUCCCGUCCGGCCCCUGAAGCCCCCCAGGACCCCAACGCCGCCGCCGCCGCCAUGUUGGAUCCGGGUCUGCUCCUCCUCGGGCUCCUCAUGGCGGGCAGCGCUGACUGCGGCUGCGUGGAGGUGCCGUCGGGCAGCGAGGCCGUCCUGGGGCUCCCGUUUCGCCUCCUCUGCAUUGCCUGUAAACGGAGAAGUGAAACCGCAGCCGAGGCCACAGCUGAGUGGUUCUUCCGGGGGGAGGGGGAGCCCGAGUUCCAUAAGAUCCUGGAGUACAGCCCCGAGGACCCCCCCUGGGUGGCCCCAGGCCCGUUCCUGGGGGUGCUGUCGUGGAACGGCUCCCGCGGCACGCGGGACCUGCAGGACCUGUCCGUGCGCCUGGCGGCCGUGGGGAGGCCCCAUGGAGGUCACUACGUUUGCCGCCUGCGCCGGAACUUGACCUUCGAUGGUUACGUCUAUAGCCUGGCCCGAAACCAGAGCCUGAGGCUGGACGUGGUGGACAAAGCUCGCCGUGACCUGGCCUCCAUCGUGUCCGAGGUGCUCAUGUAUGUGCUCAUUGUGCUGCUCACUCUCUGGCUGGCAGCUGAGAUGCUCUAUUGCUACCGCAAGGUGGCGGCCGCGGCCCCGCCCCCCGACUGCGCGUCUGAGUACUUGGCCAUCACCUCGGAGAGCAAAGAGAACUGCGCGGGGGUGCAGGUGGCUGAGUAGCACCCAUGGGUGCUGCCC